AUGGGGCCGUUGACUAUUGCUCUGAAUGUCCAUUCAUUGGGGUAUAGCAGGUGCUGGAAAAUAUCACAUGGUUUUGUAACAUGCUUACGAACAUUACCAGAAUCCGAACAUGUAGUUCUUGCAGUAGCGGCACGUGAACUAUCAAGGGCACAGAACUUUUCUAGCUUACAUAAAAUUAAAAAGGCGUUAUUACAAUUAUGUAGAGCUAGCUCUACAAUUAUUUUUCAUUUUUUUACAUUUACAGAUGUCGUAUAUAUUGGAACGUUACAUUCUCAACACUUUGACAUUGCAAAAUUAAUGUUAUAUCAUGGGAACCAUGUUUUAUGUGAAAAACCUUUAACUAUGAAUUUGAAGCAAACAACAGAGUUGAUAAAUUUAGCAAAGCAGAAGAAGUUGUUCUUAAUGGAAGGUAUUUGGAGUAGUAGUUGUUUUCCUAUAUAUGAAACUCUUAAAAAAGAAAUUGUCAUAGAGUGUUAUCAGCGUUGUCAUAGACUGUUGUCACCAUAUUUUAAAAAGAAUCGUUGUAACGAAGUUAGUGAGUGACGAAUAGUGAUUGCGCAAACAUAGAUUGCCGGAGCAUCAAACGAUAUUGUAACAAUCAUACCGUUACCAAAUCUACUAGCACUAUACCAUUUUCCUACAUAUAUAUAUGCCUAAGAUACAAUAAGUUACAUAUAUAUAAAAUAUAUAUGUAUGUAUAUUUCAAUAUUCCUAUAAGAUAUACAGGGUAUAUUGUUUAAUACCAACCACCACUUCUCGAGUGUUUCCAAUAAUAUUGUAACGUCGCGUGAAAAGGUCCGCGCGACGUCCUUCAUUGUCUGACCGUCAAGGCCCAAGCACCGUUAGAGGAACACUCAAUAAACCUAAGGCCCCACCAUAAACCGAGUCUUAUUAGUUCGCAGGAAGCUUUAACCGUACAAGUAUUUUCAGUUUAUUACUGGUACUUAAAAGGUCCUUAGGUCUAUUGUACAUUCUUCCAAAUUACGAAGAAAGGAAGUAGUUACCUAAAGGGAAAAACGAAAAAAUUGCCUAAUGGAAUAGCUGGUAAUAUAACCGAAUAAAACUGAUCCCAUAUCAAAUCUGCAGCCUUUCUGUCCACAAAAGCUAAUAGCAGAAUCCGUUAAUGCAGAUUUGGCUGGUAGUGCAACUGGUUUAAUAGAGUAACGUUAGUCCUGAAGAAUCACGGUGACGUAUAUUAUGUACGUUAAGUAAUAAAGAACAAUGCUUUUAUAUAAAUAUUAGAAUAUAUUAAAAUACCAGAAUUAUAGAAUAUUAGAAUAUAUGAGAAUACCAGAGUUAUA
Bombus terrestris (buff-tailed bumblebee) is the source of this 1301-nucleotide messenger RNA. Its product is annotated as trans-1,2-dihydrobenzene-1,2-diol dehydrogenase-like. Gene Ontology annotation, molecular function: nucleotide binding. The transcript is spliced from 3 exons. Lineage: Eukaryota; Metazoa; Arthropoda; Insecta; Hymenoptera; Apidae. The record is from RefSeq and is a predicted model, not a curated record. Bases 1 to 543 code for a protein of 180 amino acids.